This is a messenger RNA of Caenorhabditis remanei, 486 nucleotides long. RefSeq lists its product as uncharacterized. The record is from RefSeq and is a predicted model, not a curated record. The transcript has 4 exons. Gene Ontology annotation, biological process: exon-exon junction complex disassembly. Gene Ontology annotation, molecular function: RNA binding. Gene Ontology annotation, cellular component: cytoplasm; exon-exon junction complex. The coding region runs from base 1 to 486 and encodes 161 amino acids. NCBI's taxonomy places the organism in Eukaryota, Metazoa, Nematoda, Chromadorea, Rhabditida, Rhabditidae.
AUGUCGGCGAAACCAGCCGGGAAAACGAAACCCUCGUGCAGUGAAGGUGGUGAUCUGCGUGUCCAAACAGAUAAUGGAGAAACAUUCAUCACAGCGACUCAGAGACCUGAUGGAUCAUGGAGAAAAGCAAGAAGAGUGAAAGAGGGGUACAUCCCGCAAGAUGAACAACCCAAGUAUCAGAACAGAAUGCAAUUAGAAGCUUCAAGUGUAAGAAGUUCAGUUCCGGUCGGAAUGAAUCCUCGUGGAGCAGGUGCUGUUCGGAAACCAGUUAGUGCAAUUAAAGCUAACGUCUGCAUCACACCACAAGAUCAUUUCCAGAAGAAGAUUGACUUGACGAAGAAAAAACUCGAAGAUAUUGAGGGUAUGGAAGCAAGAAUCGCCAGUGGAGAACUUGUUCCUCAGCCAAACCAGGUGAAAAAGAUUGAGCGGAAGCAGGAGUAUUUGGAUGAGAUCGAAAAGCUGACACAAGAAAUGGAAAAACUGUAA